This is a messenger RNA of Penicillium verhagenii, 1359 nucleotides long. RefSeq lists its product as uncharacterized. Gene Ontology annotation, cellular component: fungal-type vacuole membrane. Bases 1 to 1359 code for a protein of 452 amino acids. Gene Ontology annotation, biological process: transmembrane transport. The transcript is spliced from 4 exons. Gene Ontology annotation, molecular function: transmembrane transporter activity. Lineage: Eukaryota; Fungi; Ascomycota; Eurotiomycetes; Eurotiales; Aspergillaceae. The record is from RefSeq and is a predicted model, not a curated record.
AUGGCAACAACCACACAUACACACCCAAGUACAGCGAUUGAACUUCCAACACUCGGCCCCGCCACGGAAGAACGCCAGCGCAAUGUCCACGCCCAAACAGACCCCCAAUCCGAAGCAGAUGAGGUGAUGCAACAAUCUCUCCUGGCAGACUCUCAAGUUCCCGAUGGCGGCUAUGGCUGGAUCCUUAUCUCCGCAUGCGCUGUCGUAACAUGGUGGUUCGUCGGUGUUUCUUAUACAUGGGGUGUGAUGCAAGCCGCGCUAGUCGAUGAAUUGGGAUAUUCAUCUUCGACACUGGCGUUUGUGGGAUCUUUAUGUCCUGCCUGUAUCUCUUUACUGGCUGUGCCCAAUGCGACUCUCAUCAGUAAGAUUGGAGCGAGAGUUACUGCGCUUACGGGCAUUUUCUUGUUGGGUCUCGGGAGCAUUCUGUCCGGGUUUGCUGUACACAGUGUUGUGGGGUUGUUUAUGACUUGGGGAUUUGUUGGUGGGCUUGGAACUAGUUUGUGCUUUAUGGUCGUGUCUGUUACGCCGGCGCAAUACUUCAAAGCUAAGCGCGGAAUCGCCAAUGGCAUCGUGUAUGCUGGUGGUGGUCUUGGCGGUACAGUUAUCAGCUUCAUUCUGAAUGCGCUGCUCGAAAAUGUCGGAAUUGCCUGGACUUUUAGAAUCCUGGGAAUUAUGAUUCUUGCCACGGGAUUACCAGUUGCAUAUCUGAUCAAGGAGCGAGCUCCAAUCAAGCCUGCAAAAAUGGUUGAAUGGAGUCUCUUCCGCGAUAUCCGUUUCACGACCCUCUGGCUAACAGGCGCAAUUGGCACAUUCCCCCUCUUCGUCCCGGCCUUCUUCCUCCCUCUCUAUACAAACUCCCUUGGCCUCCCUUCCAGCGCCGGAGCAGGUCUAGUUGCGGCCUUCAAUUUCUCUUCCGCGAUCGGACGUCUAUCCUGCGGCUUCGCUUGCGACAAGUUCGGUGCCAUGAACACCCUUUUCAUUUCAUUGCUACUCAGUGCUCUUAGUCUGUUCGUGCUGUGGCCAGUAUCGAACUCCAUUGGGCCUUUGGUUGCCUUUGUGGUUAUUAAUGGAUCUGCGAACGGUGGAUUCUUCUCUACCAUGCCAACUGUUGUUGGAAACUUGUUUGGGUCAGCAAGGGUGUCAGUUGCAGUUGGAAUGAUCGUUAGUGGGUGGCUUGGAGGAUACCUGAUGGGGGCUCCUAUUGCUGGUUAUAUCCUGAAUGCUUCUGGUGGUGAAUCGGGUGGUGUUGGUGCUUACCGACCUGCUAUUUUCUAUGCUGGUUCUAUGGCAACAGCUGCGACUGUUUUGGCCGGCAUAGCCCGCAUUAAGGUUGAUCGGAGGUUGAAAAAGACUGUAUGA